GACUGACAGCACAGCUACUUUUAAUAACCUUGUCAUGUGACACUAAACAGUAGCGUUAGUGUAGUAGUAAGUCAGGUGCCUUCAGUUCAAUCUCUGUAUGGGGCCGGCACCCACACGUGUGCCUUCUGUGGGUGUGUGUGUGCUUGUGUGUGUGCCUGUGUGUGUGAGCGGAUUUAUUGAGAUUUUAAGCCACAAGCUGAAUGGAGCUGGACAGGUGCAACCAAUACUUUGAGUGGAGUGAAACAGAGGUGAGCAGUAACACGAUUCAGUGAUCUUUGCAGCAGGAAUAAGUAGGAAUGAUCAGAGAAUACUACUUAAAAGUGUGCUCAUCUAAACCUCAACUGUCCAGAACUUGUUCUACCAGUAAUUGAUUGAGGCAAUGCCACAGUGUGCUGCCUUAGUAGGUGAAGAUCAGCCUCUGUGUUCAGAUCUCCCUGAACUUGACCUUUCUGAGCUCGAUGUGAAUGACUUGGACACAGAAAAUUUUCUAGGUGGGCUCAAGUGGUACAGUGACCAAUCGGAAAUUAUUUCCAAUCAGUAUGGCUCUGACUCAUCUGAUCUCUUUGAGAAGAUGGAUGAAGAAAACGAGGCCAACCUUUUGGCUGCUCUAACUGAGACAUUGGACAGCAUCCCGAUAGAUGAGGAUGGGCUGCCAUCAUUUGAUGCACUGACAGAUGGGGAUGUGACCAGUGUCGAUGACCCUAGCUCUCCCUCAACGCCUGAUGGCACUCCCAUGACCCCGGAGGCUGAAGAGCCAUCUCUACUGAAGAAGCUCUUGCUGGCUCCAGCUAAUUCCCAAUGUACUUACAAUGAAUGCCAUGGAGGCAGCUCUCACAUCCGCGCAACCAAUAAUAACAGGAUUGGACCAAGCCCUGCUGUUGUCAAGGUGGAGGCAUCUUUGAAUCCCAAGGCAAGGAAUGUUUCACAACAGCAGAAGUCACAGGCCCAGCGUCGCCGAUGUACAGAAUUGCUCAAGUAUUUGACAGCUAACGACACCCCUCAGUCCCGGAUAAAUGAGCACAAAAUUACUAGCAAAGACAAAAACGUCUCGAAAAAGAAGAUACAGUUACAAUCCCAACCAUCAUGCAACCUCCAAGCGAGACCAACAACACUCUCUCUGCCCUUGACACCAGAAUCAUCAACUGAUCCAAAAGGUUCCCCAUUUGAAACCAAGACCAUUGAACGUACGUUGAGCGUGCAACUAUCUGGUACUGCUGGUCUGACACCACCAACCACUCCUCCACAUAAAGCUAACCAGGAUAAUCCGUUUAAGGCUGCAGUCAAACACAGGUCAUCUUGCGGUUCUUCAGUACGCAGUCCACCUCCAAAGAAAUUGCGGUUAAGUGUUUCUGCCUCAAGCUCUCAACGAAGCAGUCCCAUAAAGAUAGGCACUGAACAAACUGAACUCUAUGCCCAACUCAGUAAGAAUUCAGAUUUACCCAGUGCAUUUAGCAUUACCCAAAGUGAAGAGAGGAAGAUGAAACGGACAAAUACAAGACUCUUUGGUGAUCAUGACUACUGUCAAUUCAUGAAUGCAAAGGCAGAGUCAUUAACUACCAUGACGUUCUACAAAGCAAGGGAACCCAAAGACAUUAAACUCCAGGAUUUGUCUUCCAGAGUGGCCUCGCCCAGAGACCGUAAAAUAAGUGUACUUCCUGUUAAAGAAGAUCCAAUAUGUAAGAAGGAAAGCCAGCAACUGGAAGCACAGCCCAGCAAUUAUUCUGGUCCCAGAUUACAAUUGAAAGACCAAGAAAUCAGGGCAGAGCUAAACAAGCACUUUGGUCAUCCAUGUCAAGCCUUCUUUGAUGAAAUGGAAGAUGAGGCAAGUCCUCAGAGGGAAAAAGACUUUUGCCAUGGAUAUUACUCAAAACUGCCAACUUUUCUCAGUGCAGGGAUGUCGCUGGACGGUGUGUUUGAUGAGAGUGAUGAUGAGACUGAAAAGUUCCUCUAUCCAUGGGACGGAACACCUGAUGGGUUAUUAUUAGAAAGAUCUUGUUCUCGUUCUCUGUCCAGCUCUCCAUGCAGCGAUUCCAUCUACUCACCAAAGACUUAUGCACCUUCUCAAAGAAUAGUCAGGGCAAGAUCGAGAUCUAGUUCCUAUCCUAGACGUAGACAUUAUUCUCGCUCCCCAUAUUAUCAUUCCAGAUCAAGAUCUCCUUACAAUAGAUCCUCAUCUAGAUCACACCACUGCUAUGAUUCAGGGCGCAGUAGGGUACAACACAGGUCUCGUGGAAGCCCUUGCUCAUACUCAAGGUCACGCUCCAGGUCUCCCUUCAGUCGUUAUAGUAGACCCAGAUAUGACAGCUAUGAGGAAUAUGAAAAUGAGAGGCUGAAGAGGGAGGAAUAUCGAAAGGACUAUGAGAAACGUGAAUUUGAAAGAGCAAAACAAAGGGAACGUCAAAGGCAAAAGGCAAUUGAGGAACGCCGUGUUAUUUAUGUGGGAAAAGUCAGGGGUGACAUAACACGUACAGAACUUAAAAGACGUUUUGAAGUUUUUGGUGAAAUCGAAGAAUGCACUGUACAUUUGCGUGAAGAUGGUGACAACUAUGGUUUCAUCACAUAUCGUUACACUUGUGAUGCCUUUGCUGCCCUCGAGAAUGGACACACUUUGCGAAGGUCUCAUGAGCCACCAUUUGAAUUGUGCUUUGGUGGUCGUAGACAGUUUUACAAGUCAAACUAUGCAGAUCUAGGUAAGGUUGAUUCCAAUUCAGAUGACUUUGACCCUGCUUCAACUAAAAGCAAGUACGACUCAAUGGAUUUUGAUACCUUGCUGAAAGAGGCCCAGCGAAGCUUGCGUAGGUAACAGACACCAAAUGUGCUAAAUGUGGAGAGAGCUGCAGUACCUUGCAGGCAUCCUGUCAUGUACCAUUAAAGAACUUGCAUUAGUCAUCUUGGGAUUUUAUCCCUCUUUACACCCUGUACAAAUGAAGUUUACAUGAACACAGCUGCUGCAGUGUGUGAGGAGAGUUGAAGGAUGUUCAACUUAAAUGAAAAGGAAUCCAAAAGCAAACGUACAGACAGUAGACUAGUGAUAUUUUACAUGUGGUAUUUAAAUGAUAUUCUGAUUGGUGGAAUAUGCAGCUUGUUCAGCAUUUUUUCUGACAUUUGGAUGUGGUAUUACAUUAUUGACAAGAGUUGGGAUAAAUACUUGGGGUGUUUCAAAUAUUUUAUUUACUAAAUGCUAAAAUGUAGUUACAGAUUUACUAAUGUUAAACUGAGAGAUUUUUAUUUUGUGUAAAUAUGACAAUGUUUGUUUUUUUUGUUACAGCUAUGCACUGUAAAUGCAGCCUUCUUUUAAAUAAUUAAAACAAGAAUGUAACCAUAAGUUAAACACUAGUGUACAAUAAUAUAUUUAGAAAAUUAGAGAGGUACAAAGCUGAGAUGGGUAAAGUAGUCUGUGUGGCACAUGGACCAAUGCUCAUUUCCUACAAUGUAGCUUUACAAUGACCUUGCAACUGAUCAGCUUUAAAAUGAAUCAGGUCACCACUUCCAUUGCUAUGUUUAAUCAUUCAAGGUGCUUUUUAUUUUUUUGUCGUUCACAGUAACUUAGAUGAAAAUUAAUAAAUAGAAGAAUAAAAUGAAAACAUAUUCAUGAUUUGCUUCUGAUUUCAAAUUAUAAUUACAGACCACUGUAUAUUGAUUAAAAUAUUAUAGUUAUCACACAAAUUCCAUCUAUUUUAGAGGAAAUCUUAUGGACAGAUAAGUUAUCAAGUUCCAAAUUUUCUAAACUUCACCAUUUGUUGAAAUAAGGAAGUGGAUAAAAAUGUUGCCAUUGAUGCUCCAAUGCACUAUUAAAUGUGAUAAGCAAUAGAUGUCCAAUGCACUAUUGACACGCAUUGUGAAACCCCAGAUAAUUUUAGAACUGAAUAUCAGGACAGGAAGACACUGUUAAGUAGCAGCUAGCAAAGGUGAAUUUCUACCCCAGAAUUUGCGAGAUAUGUACCACGUCAUCGUCUCCAACAGCAGCUACACCUAAGCUCUUUUAGAUUUACACCUCUCGCAGGUGACAGUUUUAUUUAUUUGUCCAUCUCCACUUUGUAUUGAGUGAUCUAAAUGUCUGCCAUUGGAAAAUUGUCUUCAUAUAUUUGGUAAACCAAACCGAGUUGUCAACUUUGUAACUAUAUACUAAUAGCAAUAUAAAGGUUUUUGACCUAAUCAUUCAUUCGCCGUGGUAUCACUGGUCUUUUAUCUCUGCUCGCACUAUUAUUAGAAAUAGUUUCAGGUCUUUUAACUCAUUUUAUCAUAUGAUGCCAAACUGAGGUUUACAUUUUCUUCCCUGGAUUUUGAAUAUUCUCUUCUUUAUUGUAAUAGUAAGAUUGUAAAAAUAAAUAUAAAAAUAGCAAUAAAUGUUUAUUUUUAAAGAUCUAAUUUUAGCAUACCAUGUUGUGAAGUGGAGGAUCAGGCACAUUACCCAGCUUCUUUAGGUGCUUGUUGUGUGUUUCAAGAAAUGUUAGAAUUCUAACCUAUAACAACUACAGUAUUUCAUAGUUUUUUGUGUAGCAAAGGCUAACUUAAACAAAAUAAGUGAAACUGUGUGUUCGUAGCUAAUGUUAGUUCUCAACUAUUCUUUAUAACUUGGGUAAUGAUGUUUUGUUCUGUCUGGCAAACUUGAUGAGGAUUUUAAUUGUAAAAUAAAAUUUGCUCUGUACAAUAACUAGAAUAGCAAUGUAUUAUAUCACUUGAUUAUUCUUAAUUUUAAUUAAUUUCUGAGGACACUGUGCUGUUAGGUGUGUGGGUGAAAAUAUAUUAGUUGAUGGAACUGUGCUGACCAGGAAAUGUGAGGAGGAACAUCUAUGUGAGUUCCUUUUUACUGACAUUUCUAACUGUAAUGUGUGGUUGAAUCAUUGUAUAGAAUUACUGUGAUUUUUUUUAAUGUGCAGUUUUCAUCAACCUCACUUAACUAAUAAAGGGAAACAAUGUUUCAAAC
Molecule: messenger RNA, 4927 nt
Organism: Leucoraja erinaceus (little skate)
Lineage: Eukaryota; Metazoa; Chordata; Chondrichthyes; Rajiformes; Rajidae
Gene: ppargc1a
Product: peroxisome proliferator-activated receptor gamma, coactivator 1 alpha
Exons: 13
Coding region: 380-2803 (807 amino acids)
Biological process (GO): positive regulation of transcription by RNA polymerase II
Cellular component (GO): nucleus
Molecular function (GO): transcription factor binding; RNA binding
Source: RefSeq, a predicted model, not a curated record